Molecule: messenger RNA, 840 nt
Organism: Triticum dicoccoides
Lineage: Eukaryota; Viridiplantae; Streptophyta; Magnoliopsida; Poales; Poaceae
Product: cysteine proteinase inhibitor 8-like
Exons: 1
Coding region: 97-456 (119 amino acids)
Molecular function (GO): cysteine-type endopeptidase inhibitor activity
Source: RefSeq, a predicted model, not a curated record
CACGACCCUCAAACCUAUCCGCCUUACACAAUCACUCCCUUCGAGCAGAUUCGCCGUCCCCAACCCCCAACACCCAAUUCCUAACACCGACUCUCCAUGGCGCGACGACCCCUCGUCCUCCUCGCCCUCCUCGCCAUGACCCUCGCAGUCGCCUCAGCGGUGCUGGGCGGCCACAGUGAGAGGCUCGGCGAGUGGGGACCUAUCCCGAACGUGAAGGAUGCGCACAUCCAGGAGCUGGGAGGGUGGGCGGUGCAGCAUGCGAGCCUGGCUAGGAACGGGCUGUGGUUUCGCCGGGUCACGCAUGGCGAGCAGCAGGUGGUCUCCGGCAUGAACUACCGCCUCUUCAUCGACGCGGAGGAUGACUCCGGCAAGAACGCGCCGUACCUCGCCGAGGUCUACGAGCAGUCCUGGACCAAAACCCGCCAGCUCAAAUCCUUCAAGCCAGCUGCGAACUAAUCUGUCCCUCGCAUCUCAUGAAUAUGUAGUUGGCGACCACAACCAAUUUCAUUAUCUCGUCCUUUGAAGCACCAAUAAAUGAGUAGAAUAUUACUCCCUCGUUCCAUAAUAUAAGAUUGUUUUUCACUCUGAAACAUAAUAUAAGAUCAUUUUUCAAGUUUAAAAAACAAUCUUAUAUUGUGGGACGAGGGAGUACUCAAGUGUUGUGUGGUUGGAUCGUGACGCCUACGGUUCAUCCUCACUAGUGACUACUACUACUCCGGAUAGUGUAUUUGUUACAGCGUAUUACUGGCAAAUAAAGUUGUGAGUUCUCUAGAUUGUUGUGAUGGCCCAUAAUUCACAGUUAAUGUGUACUAAAAGAGUUGGGCAUGCUUUGCUGCGUGG